CCCCCGCCCCGCUCAGCCGCCCCUCUCCAAAUAAAUCAGCACCAUGACUACUUCUGGGCAUGGAACAAAGAGGAUGCUCUCCCGGGGCCCCGCGCUGCUCCUGGCGCCGCUGCUGCUCCUGUGCCGAGUGGUGGAGAGCCGAGGAGGGAUCAUGGACAGCAUCCAGAGAUUCUCCAACCUGCCAACCUAUCUCCCUGCAAACCCCCACAUCUCCAAUGCUGAUACUUUCUUCUUCCUCAAGGAAGCCAACCAGGAUAUCAUGAGGAACUCCAGUUUGCAGUCCAGGGUGGAUUCAUUCUUUAUAUACAAAGCCAAACAGCCACCUGUCCUAAAUGCCACGUACGGACCCUUUUCUGUUGAACAACCCGUUCCCUUGGACCUCAUGCUGACUUCUGCAUCUUUUGGUUUCACAAAUAAAUUCACUUUUAAUUGGAAAUUAAAAUCCCACAUAAUCAACAGCUCAAUCUAUUCCAACAAACCCAAAAUACAGACCCUGUUCUAUAUAGCAGGGAAGGACUGGGAUGACUACGACUCCGAGGAGAUGCUGCCUUGUGUGAAGAUGUUUGCUUUCCUGGAGUCCAGAGAAGUGGUGGCCAGCUGCAGAUUGACAGGCCACCUGGGAUUAUGUGUGGUGGAGCUGGAAUUGUCUCCCAGCUGGUUCAGCUCCCCUCCACCCCUGCUUUCAGAGGAAACAGCCUCCCUGGAAGGGAUUACUGUGGAGCUCUUCUAUAAGAUUUAUGCAGUGGAUGGGGAAUGUUCUCCAGAGGAUGCAAAAUGGGAAAACAAUAUCCAUGCAGGGGAAGAGAAUGAGCACCAAGCUUUGUCAGCCAUGGAGAGGAUUGGUAGCAUCGUUGUUUACCCAAAUCAGGACAAAUUAAAGCAGUCUUCGCUGAGGGUGGAUGAAAAUAUCCUUAUUCACUUACCACUCAGCCCGGUCAGAGAGGGGGACAUUGUGACCUUCCAUGUUUUCCUGGCUGAUUACUCGCUAGCAGACCAGUUCGUAUUAAGGAUCAGGACGGCCCCGGGCGUGAGGAUCUCGGACAUCAGGGUGAGCGACGCUGACCAGUGGGGAGUGCAGGAGGAGACGGACAGCGCGCGGAGCACGGCCACGCUCACCUGCGUGCACAACGACCCCGGCGCCAUGGACAGAGCAAACAUGACCUCCUACGAGAUCCUGCAGAUGGAUUUUGAGGUUGACAACGGCAGCAGCCUGGCAGGGGCCCAGCAGAUCACCUGGCAGGUGGAAUACCCGCGGGACGACUCGGUCAGCGAGCUCGUGGUGUCCGAGAUCUUCGUCAGCCGCACCAUGUUCGUGGGCAUCGUGCCCCUUGCCAUGGACACAGAAAUCCUCAACACGGCCAUCCUGACGGGCAGGAUGGUGGCAGUGCCAGUCAAGGUGGUGGCCGUGCAGGAGGACGGCUCCGUGGUCGACGUCUCCGACUCCACCGAGUGCAGAUCUGCUGAUGAAGACGUGGUCAAGGUUUCUGAGAGCUGUGACUCCAUCUUUGUUAACGGCAAGGAGAUGAAGAGCAAAGUGGACACCAUAGUGAAUUUCACCUACCAGCAUUUCACCACGCAGCUGGAGGUGACGGUCUGGGUGCCGCGGCUGCCGCUGCAGAUCGAGAUCUCCGACACCGAGCUCAGCCAGAUCAAGGGCUGGAGGAUCCCUGUCACCUCCAACAAAAGGCCCACGCGGGACAGCGAGGAUGAGGAGGAUGACGAGAAGAAGGGCAAAGGCUGCACCCUGCAGUACCAGCACGCCCUGGUGAGGGUCCUGACGCAGUUUGUGGCCGAGUCCUCGGAGCUGGGGGGCCACCUGACCUACCUGCUGGGCUCGGAGUGGCAGUUCGACAUCACGGACCUGGUGGCCGAUUUCAUGAAGGUGGAGGAGCCCAAGGUGGCCAAGCUGCAGGAGGGCCGGGUGCUGGCUGGGCGAGAGCAAGGCAUCACCACGGUGCAGGUGCUGUCCCCUCUCUCGGAUUCCAUCCUGGCAGAGAAGACAGUGAUAGUUCUGGACGACAGGGUGACCAUUGCUGACCUGGGGGUGCAGCUGGUGUCAGGCCUGUCCGUGUCCUUUCAGAGCAGCAAAGGGAACAAGAGAGCCAUCCUUGCCACCACCUCUGCCCACGACAUCCUGCGCACUCCCAAACAGGAGGCUGUGGUGAGUGCUUGGGUUCUGUUCAGCGACGGGGCGGUGACGCCCUUGGACAUCUACGACUCCAAGGACUUCUCCAUGGCCAUCACCUCCCUGGAUGAGAUGGUGGUGUCCUCACACCAGAGCCUGCAGUCCCUCUGGCCCGUGGUGGUGGCAGAAGGGGACGGGCAGGGGCCCCUGAUCAAAAUUGAGAUGGUGAUCAGCGAGCCCUGCCAGAAGACCAAGCGCAAGAGCGUUCUGGCCAUGGGGAAAGGAAACGUCAAGGUGAAGUUUGGUCAGAAGGAUUCGGACCAGAAAGGGAGCACCAACGACAUCGAUGAUGUGGAGAAAGAUUUUAAAAGCCAUGCCAGCAACGCCAUAGAGAAAGCUGCAGAGCAAGAGAGGACAGCACAAGACUGGUCCAAAAACCACGAGGACGUGUCCGGUCCUGAGGACAAUGCAAACAAAAGCACAACUUUCAUCUCUCCCAUUGAUCAGGAGUCCCUGGAGGAUGGCCAGCUUCAAAACAACCCAACUGCCUUCACAGGUUUCCCUGCCCAGGUAGAAAUACCAGGAGAAAGCAAUCCCAGUGACCUCUCAUUGACUUCCAGAGGAUUGACAGACCUGGAGAUUGGCAUGUACGCUCUGCUCUGUGUUUUCUGCUUGGCAAUCUUGGUGUUUCUGAUUAACUGCGUGGCGUUUGCUUGGAAGUACAGGCACAAAAGGUUUGCUGUGAGUGAGCAAGGCAACAUCCCCCAUUCCCAUGACUGGGUCUGGCUUGGAAAUGAGGUGGAGCUCCUGGAAAACCCAGUGGACAUUUCGCUCCCAUCGGAGGAGUGCACUACGAUGAUUGACAGAGGGAUGCAGUUUGAAGAAAGCAACUUUCUCCUUAAUGGGAGCUCUCAGAAGACUCUUCAUAAUCAUAUCCUCAGAUCUUCUGAGUACCUUUGUGAAAAAGAAGUUAAAAGUGAACCUAUAAAUCCUUCUGGGCCAAAGCAGAAGCGAGUAAAGUUCACUUCAUAUACAACAAUACUGCCAGAGGAUGGAGGCCCCUACACCAACUCAAUUCUAUUUGACAGUGAUGAUAAUAUUAAAUGGGUAUGCCAAGAUAUGAAUCUUGGUGAUUCCAAGGAACUUAGGGACUAUAUGGAAAGACUGCAAGACAAUAUGUAAAACUACUUUCUUAUGUUUGUAAUCACCUUUAUGCCUUCUGUUUAUGGAUGGUGGAGCAGUCAGUCCAGUCAGCAAUAGGAACAAGACAGCCCAACCCUGGAGGUCCUGAGAUGAUAACCUGAUGGCAGAGAGCAGGUCCAAGAGGCUGGCUGAGUUAAUCCUGUUUCACCACAAACCAGGAUGUGCCCCUAAAGCAGCUCCCUGUAGGUGCUGGAGGUGUCACACACGAUGGCUGUUGCUGUGUACUGCCUGGUUCGAGCAAAAUGCUGAUCCACCUGCGCUCAGACUCAGAGGAGACUCCAUUUGUUGGUCAUCUCUCAUGAGAAAUGGUCAAUCAGAAAAGAAAGGGAUGUUUGUUUGCAUUGAUUUUUUCUAGUCGUCGUCCUUUGUAAAGCACAGUGGACAUUUCUUGCUCACAGCCUGAGAGGAGGCUCACGGAAAAAGGGAUUGGAAUGAAUCUCAUUUUAUUGCCUAUGUGCAAUGCAGCCAAGUAGUCUUAUUAUUUUUUACAGAUAUAAAAAACCCCAUGUGGUUAAUUUCUUCUUAUAUUGUUUGUGAAUUUUAUUUGACUUAGGGAACAUUAAAUAUUUUCUUUGAAGGGGUUUGGUUUUUUUUUGGUAGUACCAAAGUGUAGUACAGUAAUAUUUAUAAUGAUUUGAGUUUUUUAUUCAUCUGCUUCAGCCCCCAGAGAUACCUCCUUCAUCACUGAUUAUCUUCUCCUUUCCAUAUGGGUUGUUAGUAUUUGAAACAUAGAAAGGAAUUAGAACUCUUACUGGGAAAGGGUUGUGUCUUCUUACAGGGAACUGUAAAUAUAAUAAUAAACCCUGGAAAAUAAAAAACAAGGAGUAGCCCUGGGUUCACUUUUGUCAUUGCUAAUAUGAAAAAAUAACCUGUAAAAAAACCCAGUACAUACUUCAAAGGGAAAUGCUUUGCUAAAACAGUAGCUUGGCUGACAAUACCUGUUAUUAUCUGAGUGGGAAAGUCAAAUGUGGCACUGGAAUGCAUAAAGUGGGAAGGAAAAUGUCGUAGGAAACAAGCAAAGCUUGGAGUCACAGUUUCUCUAUGCUAAUGAAUCCACUGGGGGUAGAGUUCAGCAGGCCAGAGAAGUUCAUGCUCAGCAGCCUUGUCUAAACAUCCCUGGCCAUGAAGCCAUUAAAGAGAAAAACUUUACACCAUUUCCAUUAAAAAGGGAAGAAAAGACACAUGGAGACUGCAGCCACACAAGGGACUACCCAAUUUUAUCAAGGAAAGCAAAGCUGCCAUUUCAUAUGCAUCACAUCUAUUUUUUUACUGAAGGAUGGCUCAGAUAAAUUGAAAAUUACAGUUAGGAAAAACCUGAAUCUACAGAAUACUUAAACCCCCCAAAUAAAUCUCAUGUUCUUGUGAUGGAUCCUGUGCAACAACCACAAGAGCCAAAUUCCAACUGCCUUACAUACUGGAGCUCCCAUCCUUUAGGCAGAUCAAAGCAAGAUUUGAAUUUAUAUAUAAACCAGAAAAUUGUAGGAAAUUCUGCAUUUGGGUCCUAACAACAACUGGGAACUAUUUAAUGUAACUGUAGCAAAAUACAGGAAUUUUAACAUUGAGACUAGAAGCGAGGACACCAGGCUUAUAUAAGUGAUUAGAGACUUGCUUUUGCUGGCACUGAACUGCACAGGGAGGAGAUGGCAUCUGUUAAAAUCUAAUUUUGAGGAGAGAAAAUAAUAGAGCACAGAUAUGCUUCUGUUUCAUAAGGGAUGCAGCACUUGUGCGUCAGAUGAAGUCUUGGGUUGUUUAACAAAUGUUCUCUCCCCUUUCAGUGAUCCAGGAAAUAAGGAAAGAUGAAUUCCUACAAUGAUCCUUAUCACUAACAACAUAAAAACCCUUUUUAGAAUCUAACUUCUCUUUCCAAUGCAUUAUUUGGCCCAACCAGAGAGCAGAACAAAAAUCCCCUAUUUACUAUUGUUUGCACAAUACACUGACCCCAACUGACCUCAGACUGAUCGACUCUUGAAAUCAGAGGAAGCAAGCUCUGCUGGCAGGUGCAGAGGGCAAAGCGCCCAAAGAGCAAAGCCUCAGUGAGCCAGCGAGGCCGUGGCCUCACAGAGAGCUGUUUCUUCAUGGAAGUGUUUCCUUCCACUCCCUCUGAGGCUCUGUCUCCUCAUGGAAACCUUUCCUUCCAUUCCCACUGAGGUUCCACUUCCUCAUGGGAACCUCUCCUUCCAUUUCUGUGAGGCUCCUCAUGGAAACCUUUCCUUCCACUCCUGUUUUGGGUUCCAUUUCCUCACGGAAACCUUUCCUUCCACUCCUGUUUUGGGUUCCAUCUCCUCAUGGAAACCUUUCCUUCCAGCCCUGCUGAGUUUCCAUUUCCUCAUGGAAACCUUUCCUUCAACUCCUGUGAGGCUCCUGGUGGAAACCUUUCCUUCCACUCCUGCUUUGGGUUCCAUUUCCUCAUGGAAACCUUUCCUUCCAGCCCUGUUUUGGGUUCCAUUUCCUCAUGGAAACCUUUCCUUCCACUCCUGCUUUGGGUUCCAUUUCCUCAUGGGAACCUUUCCUUCCAGCCCUGCUUUGGGUUCCAUUUCCUUAUGGAAACCUUUCCUUCCAGCCCUGCUGAGGCUCCAUCUCUCAGCUGGAGACUGUCCCUUGGAGGAUCCCAAAGUUCAGGGGCUUCCUGCUGACACCCUAGGGUGUCCCUGAUGCCCAGUCCCUGGCUGUCCCUCGUGCCUGGGCACUCAGGGAGGGGCCAGAGCCACCAGGGGACACCUCUGGCCUUUCCAGAACUUUCCUGGUGCUCCUGGGUCUGGCUGACCCCAAACCCACUGGGGCAGGAGGUCACGGGUGCCUGGGGCUGUGUUCCACGUGCCACUGAGGGUCAGCUCCUCAGGGAGGUCUGGGUGGCUCCGUGGCUGAAUUUGGGCUGGUUUUAGAGCCACAGAGGUGGUGUCCUCCUCUGCCCAAGCUAAAUGACAAUUCCUGCCCGUCAGGAGGAGCACAGCUGCUGCUGGGAAGCAGUUAAACAAAGGAACUGGGAACCAGUUAAACACUGGAACUGGGGACAGCUGUCCCCAAAAAGACCCCAAUCCUCAAAUCUUGCAAUAGGGGGACAAAAAGAAAGGUCUGUAGGUUCAUAAAUUUUCUUUUUCUUUUCCAUCACAUGUCAUCACAUGAAAGCUCUUACAUGGAAAAUGGCAAUACAACCAUGGAAAAAAAGCAAUACAGAAAAAGAGAGAAGAAGUGGGAAGAGAGAACUCUCUAUUUUCAGUAAAACUGGGAUAACACCAAUAAAGUGGAGUUAUUUUAUCCUGGUUUGAGCCUUUAUGCUACUUCUCGUAAGAUGAAAGGAAAAUCUAUUCAACAUGAAUGUAUCUGAUGCAAAAAGGUUCUGAGUUGAUAAUUUCCUUUUAAAUUAAGUAUCUCAAAUUUUAAUUUCAAAGUUAUGGCAUACUCUAUAAAUUUAAGCAAAUUCAAUUUUAAAUUAUUUUAAACAUCUCCUCCCCCCCGAUUUUCCCACUCACCUAAAUAUUUUUCAGUGUUGCUGUUAAAUACAAUAUUUUAUUUAUGGAAUAUAUAAUAUUCCACUUUGCUGUUAACUGAACAGCAUUUACACAUUGAUGAAAGAGUCUCUGCUUUUGAGAGAACAAAGCAAUGGUAGCCAAGUGAUCAAAAGGCACAAAAUGUAUGUAUGUAAGUACGUGUGCAGGAAAGUAGAAUUGUCUGCAAAUAGGAGCAGAUGAGUUAGAAUGCUGCUUCAGUAGGUGCCUAGGGAAGCAAUACCUGUGAUUCAAAAAUACCAAACCAACGCCAUCUCUGACUGCUGGGGGUGCAGAGGGGGCUCUGCUGCUCUCAGGGUGUGUGAGAACAUCCCACAGGAGAGCCCAGAGCAGCCCUGUGGGCACAGAGGGGUUAACGGGGCAUGCAGAGCAGCCCCGUGGGCACAGAGGGGUUAAUGGCACACGGGGCGCUGCCAACUUUGAAAACAAAGCUGGUGGCAGCCCCCAGCCCUGCCAGGGCAGCAGGGACAGGGUGUGCCCAGGACAGGGAAGGGAGAGCUGCCAGUUCCCACGGGCAGAACCUUUUGUUUCCUUCACCCCACAGUGCCCAGCCAGGGCUCCCUGUGCCCCUUCCCCACCCUUAGGGUCCCUGCCAGCUCCUGGGGCUCCUUGUGCCCCUUCCCCACCCUUAGGGACCCUGUCCUGUUCUUGGAGCUCCCUGUUCCCCUUCCACACCCCUUAGGGACCCCUUAAAGACUCUGCCCAAUUCUUAGGUCUCCCUGUGCCCCUUCCCCACCCCACAGGGACCUUUGGGGCUCCCCGUGUCCCUUCCCCACCCUUAGGGACCCCUUAGGGACCCUGCCCCACUCUUGCCCCCCUGUCCAACCCCCCACGUUCAUGUUUGGAGCUGCUGGUCCUUAACUCAUCCUGGGGAAUGUACAAGCAGACCUUACAGCCAUAGACAGUGCAGAGAGUCCAUCAGAGAAUGGAGAGACCCUUGUCUGGUGAGGUGGGGUGAAGACCCCCCCAAGGAAAUGCAGAUUUUCCUAGCAGAUGUGCUCUUCUAUGGAUUAUAAAUCAUGUGCACUACAUUGAAAUACACGGGAGUGUAUUGUGAACUGCAUACAUUAACUGCUGAAUGAUAACACUGGAAAUGUAUAUACAUCACACCCCAGAUAUUUAUACAAUAUAAUAAGUCUUAGAUGUAUAACAUAAUGAAUUCUGUACAAAAUAAACUGUAAGUUAAGACAAUGAAACAGAACUUUUAUAUCUGUGUAAUUUGUAUGCUGAUUAAGUUAUUCAAGCUUCAGUUUUCAUCUUUUAAUGUGCCCUUUAAAAAAAUACUUAUUUUCUAUAGGCAGAUGUCUGAAAUAAAGACUUGAGUCUUCAGAAGAGAAGCAAAUGAAAGACUGAAAGAAACAGAUUUUGCUGGAGAAAUAAAAAUAAUGUU
Molecule: messenger RNA, 8224 nt
Organism: Melospiza melodia melodia
Lineage: Eukaryota; Metazoa; Chordata; Aves; Passeriformes; Passerellidae
Gene: TMEM132B
Product: transmembrane protein 132B
Exons: 9
Coding region: 44-3307 (1087 amino acids)
Source: RefSeq, a predicted model, not a curated record